This is a messenger RNA of Erinaceus europaeus (western European hedgehog), 4894 nucleotides long. It is a transcript of the gene MROH6, whose product is annotated as maestro heat like repeat family member 6. Gene Ontology annotation, cellular component: cytoplasm. The transcript has 14 exons. The record is from RefSeq and is a predicted model, not a curated record. Lineage: Eukaryota; Metazoa; Chordata; Mammalia; Eulipotyphla; Erinaceidae. Bases 1252 to 3504 code for a protein of 750 amino acids.
GGACAUGGGGGUGGGGGCAGUUCUGCUGUUGAAGAGGGCCAGGCAUGGGGGCAGGGAAAAUUUUGAUGUCCACAUGCAAAGGGAGUUACUUCUGGAAGUGGGGCUGGGGUGCCAGAAAGAAGGGUUGGGGUCUCCUUGGCUCCCACAACUGCUAGGUACACUGCCUCCUGGAUUCAUGAUCAGCAGGGGAUUCCAAGUUUCCCUAGCCUGGGUCCUGACACCUGUCACAGUGUCAGCCAGGCUUACACCCUGGGGACGCAAUUCCUGACCCAGAGACUCUGGGGAGGAAGUGUAGGGGUGGUGGCAGGUGACUUCAGGUCUUCCUGGAUGUGGCACUGGGCUGGGAGAGCUGUAAGUCUGAGGGAACACAGAGGACAGGGACCUGGUUGCUCCAGUCCAGAUAGCAUGAGGUAGGUCAGGGUAUAGGGUGGGGGAUGCUGACGGUGGCACUUCCGUUGGUACCUUCCCUCUGCCCAGGAAUUUCACUCAACCUGCUCUUCCAGCUCCCUGGGGUAGUGCCUCUGGGUGAGGGUGACUGGGGGUUGGAGGCGGAGGCUGGGGCAGGCCAGCCCUGAGGUUGUGAGCCUGGACAGAGAUGGGGCUUGAAAACACACAGGGCAGGACCCCUGGCAUCCAUGGGCAACACUGCCCAGCUCUGCACUUCCUGGAUACCAGGACCUAGAAGGCCACCCUAGGAGGCAGCUGCUUCUCUGCCACCUCAGUGAUGACAGUCCUCUUAGUCAUCCGUAUUCUGGGAUGUCUGACUAGGUUGGAAUGUAGUCAUUAUGGCCCAGCCCAAGCCCCCACUGCUCUCAGAGGCUGAGCCAGGUCUUUCAAAGGGCUGAGUCCAGACUUCUGGACCCUGCUUGGGGUCCUCCUUUCUGAGAGGGGUUGGGGGUCAAGGUCAAGGCCCUUGCCACCCUCCCCUUGAAGAUCUAUUCCCUAGGUGAUCUUGCCACAUCCCUAGGGCCCCCAGACACCCAGGGGGCAGGCUGGCUGUCCACUGCUAACUGCCUAAGCAGUAGAGUCCUCAUACACCCAGUGGGCAGGACACCUAGGGCACCCUGUCUCCCCACCCCACCCCCCACAUACACAUAGAACACAAGCUAACACAUGCACACACCACACCUGUUCCUGGGCCCGCCCACUGGGGGCCUGCUUCUAGGUCAUGUCUAGGCACAGCCUCCCAGGAGGACCAGAGGCAGGUGCUCCAGGCUGUGCCUGGCUGAGCUGCCGGGGUCCACGGCAGCUAUGGCUGGGGGUGUGUGGGGCCGGGGCCGGGUGGCUCCCGUGGGAGGCCUCACCUUGACAGCUCUGGCUGAAGGGAUUCAGGGCAUCCAGGGACAGCCCCUGGGAUCCCCUUCUGAGGACCCUCAGCCUGAUCUUGCUGCAGAGCCUGGGUGUGCUGGUGCCACCCACACAGCAGGCAGUGUGCCCUGUUCCCCACCCAGUGCCCAGGAGCCAGCCCCUGAGGGACCCUCACAGGCUACCCAGAGCUCCUGGGAAGAUGGGGCCCUUGCAGACCUGGCCUUAUACACAGCUGGCUGCAUGGAAGAGGCCGGCUAUGCAGGCACCCAGGAGACAGCUCUCACCCUCUCCUCAGCCCUGGAAGCCCAAGGGGAGAGGCUGGAGAAUCAGGUGCAAGCCCUGGUGUGCGGGCUUCUGUCACAGGUGCCCAGCCUGGCAGAGGGCAGGCCCCGGCGGGCAGCCCUGCGGGUGCUGAGUGCACUAGCCCUGGACCACGCACGGGAUGUGGUGUGUGCGCUGCUGCCCUGCUCACUGCCCCCUGACCGCCCAGCACUGACCUUGCCACUUGCCCAUACCUCCAGGACGGCAGCUGAGCUGUGGCGCAGCCUGAGCCGGAACCAGCGUGUGAACGGGCAGGUGCUGGUGCAGCUGCUGUGGGCACUAAAGGGGGCUGCUGGGCUCCAGCUGGAUGCGCUGGCGGCCACACAUGCCCUCGGAGAGAUGCUGACGGUCUCCGGCUGUGUAGGUGCUACGAGGGGCUUUUACCCGCACCUCCUACUUGUGCUGGUCACACAGCUGCACAAGCUCGCCCAGGGCCCACGCACCCCUGACAGUCCCAAGGUUUGGGGCCCAUCCCACCGAGGACCACCACACAGCCAUGCCAGCUGUGCGGUGGAGGCCUUGAAGGCCCUGCUUACGGGGGAUGGCAGCCGCAUGGUGGUCACGUGCAUGGAGCAGGCAGGAGGCUGGAGGAGGCUGGUGGGAGCCCACACACAUCUGGAGGGCGUCCUGCUGCUGGCCAGUGCCAUGGUGGCACACGCUGACCACCACCUGAGAGGCCUCUUCGCAGACCUACUUCCGCGGCUGCGCAGCCCAGACUAUGCGCAGCGCCUCACGGCCAUGGCCUUUUUCACGGGGCUGUUGCAGAGCCGACCCACAGCGCGGCUGCUACGGGAGGAGGCCAUCCUGGAGCGGCUCCGCGCCUGGCAGGGCGACCCCGAGCCCACCGUGCGCUGGCUGGGCCUGCUGGGCCUUGGCCACUUGGCACUGAACCGAGGAAAGGUGCGGCACGUGGGCACGCUAUUGCCCGCGCUCCUGGGCGCGCUGGGUGAGGGCGACACGCGCCUCGUGGGAGCCGCGCUGGGCGCGCUGCGGAGGCUCCUGCUGCGGCCUCGGGCUCCGGUGAGGUUGCUGAGCUCUGAGCUGCGGCCGCGCCUGCCACCGCUGCUGGACGACGCCCGGGACUCAGUCCGAGCGUCAGCCGUAGGGCUGCUGGGGACGCUGGUGCGGCGGGGCCGGGGCGGGCUCCGGCUGGGGCUCCGAGGCCCCCUGCGCAAACUGGUGCUGCAGAGUCUGGUGCCGCUGCUCUUGCGCCUGCACGACUCUAGCCGAGAUGCAGCUGAGAGCUCAGAAUGGACCCUGGCCCGCUGUGACCAGGCAUUGCGUUGGGGUCUGCUGGAGGAGAUGGUCACCGUUGCCCACUACGACAGCCCAGAGGCCCUCAGCCGCGUCUGCCAUCGCCUGGUUUCCCAGGGGACCCCAGCCCCUGUACACCUUCUGCAGCCACUACUCUUGCCACAAGCCCUUCUGUCUCAGGUCCAGCAGUACCCAAGCUGUGUGCCCACCUUUCUGAGCCAGACCCAGGGCUAUCUACGGAGCCCACAGGGGCCCCUGCGCCGGGCAGCUGCUGUGCUCAUAGGCUUCCUCGCCCAUCACACCAGCCCCAGCUGUGUCAGCCAGGACCUGCUGGACUCCCUGAUGCAGGACCUGGGGCAGCUACAGAGUGACCCUGAACCAGCUGUGGUGUCUGCUGCACAUGUGUCUGCCCAGCAGGUAGCUCUGCUGGCCCGAACCCUGGAGCCACCCCACACCUCCCGUCUCCUGAGCCUGCACCUCCUGGCCCGCCUGGCCCGCCUAGGCACCCUGACCCAUCAGGGCCACAGUGCCAGCCCUGCUCGGCCCCUACCCGUCUACACAGACAGCCCUUUCCAGCGCCGGAGCCUUGCAGACCGUUGGGGCUGUUUGGGAGCCAGCUGAGCUUCACCCCAGGCUGGAGGUUCUGGCCAGCUCUAAUCUGCAGAAGGGAGGCACUCUUGGCCUGGUGCUUGGUGCUGGUGGCUGUCUCCUGGAGCAACCCCAAGGCCUGCUGUGCACACUGCCCUUCCCCAAGUACUCACAGCCACCGCAGCCAUGGGAACCAAAGGGGCCUGUGUCCAGCUCCAUUUCACACUCAUCUCCUCUCUCCUGCACCCAUGGGCUCAUCUGUUACUCCUAUGGCUUGUUACUCCUAUGGGCAAGCCCCUUGGAGUGCACUCUGCCUUGCUUCAGUGCCAAGGUCUGUGGGGAACCUGGAGCUGGCACAACCUGAUAGCUGGAGCCUGCACCCCUACAUCAGUGCCUUCUUGAGAAGAUCAUCUGACUUUCCCACCCAGGGUCCCACCUAUGAGUUCAGGUGUGGGUAAUAGCUCCAGCAAGCAGGCCAGGUCCUGGGCCAUCCCCAUGCUACACAGGGGACUGGGUGAGGAAGAUGUGUGGAGACACAGGGAAGGGAAGCCUCUGGAGCUAUGUUCCUUAGGAGCCCUGACCUAGGGACCCCCAUAUGGAAUGACCACCUUGAAACAUCCUCACCUUCCCCUCGCCAUUCCUCAUGAAACCACCACCUUAGAGGGGUCUCAGUGCCCACAGCCUCUUGGAGGACAGGCAUCAGUCCCCUUGGACAGAGGGCCCCUCAGGGGAGCAUGGUGUCUUACCUACCACCUGUGACUGUGCUUCAAAUAAAAGCACAGGGUACAAGAGACUGGAAGUUUAGCUUACCCAGUAGAAUGCACAUUUUCGGGGGUCGGGCGGUAGCACAGUGGGUUAAGCGCACGUGGCGCAAAGUGCAAGGACCGGAGUUAGGAACCCAGUUCGAGCCCCUGGCUCCCCACCUGCAGGGGAGUCACUUCACAGGUGGUGAAGCAGGUCUGCAGGUGUCUAUCUUUUUCUCCACCUCUCUGUCUUCCCCUCUUGUCACCAUUUCUCUCUGUUCUAUCCAACAAUGAACAACAACAACAACAAUAAUAACCACAAGGCUACAACAACAAGGGCAACAAAAGGGGGAAAAUGGCCUCCAGGAGCAUAGUGCAGGCACUGAGCCCCAGCAAUAACCCUGGAGGCAAAAAAAGAAAGAAAGAAAAAGAAUGCACACUUUGCUGUGCAUAGGGACCCAGGUUUGAGUCCCUGGUCAUCACAUGGGAGCACCUGUGUGUGGGAAGCUUCCCAAGUAGUGGAGCAGUGCUGUGGUGUCUUUCCUCUCUCUCUCUCUCUAAAUACAACAACUACAAAAACAGACAAAUAAACAGAAGUCCACUGGGAGCUGCAGAAUUGUGCAGGCACGAAGCCCCAGCAAUAACUUUGAUGGCUAAAAAAUAAAAAUAAUGAACACAUA